This is a messenger RNA of Blastomyces dermatitidis ER-3, 2345 nucleotides long. RefSeq lists its product as uncharacterized. The transcript is spliced from 2 exons. Bases 117 to 770 code for a protein of 217 amino acids. Lineage: Eukaryota; Fungi; Ascomycota; Eurotiomycetes; Onygenales; Ajellomycetaceae. The record is from RefSeq and is a predicted model, not a curated record.
CGAAAAUCAGAACCAGCGACCCGUAGCCUCCUUUUAAGGUUAUUCCAUCUGCCGCGUUGAGAGACUCUGCCAGCGGAUCGAUACGAUUCCGGCCCUAUCAGCAAAUAACGGUAGAUAUGCGGAAACGGCUUACCCAGGAGCAAAAGCACGCCGUGACCGCUGCAUUGUUCCGCCAGGAGCCCUAUCCCGAUAUUGCUGCCGCCCACGGCAUAUCAGAACGACGGCUGCGGGGAAUUGCCAGCUGCCUGCGAACAUGGGGAACCACACAUCCACCAAGGACUAAGCCAAUGGGGAGACCAAAAACAAUCACGGAUGAGAUUCAAAAGGGUCUAGGUGAUUUUGUCAAUGCACGGCCCCUUGCUAGCAUUGAGGAUAUGCAAUCUUAUAUACAAAACACCUUCAGUAUAAAGUGCAGUUAUCGGUCAGUUUCACGUCGUUUGAAGGAUAUAGGAUAUACCCGCACCAUCAUCCAGCGGGGCAAUCGUUCCUUGGAAAAGAACAACAUACCACUGCUAUCUGACACGAAUAAAUUGCGAAUUCAGAAUGAUCCAGCUGCUCCAGAACUUUUAAAUAAGCCCAAGGUUCUAUACGCGUGGAUACUGAAGCCUUCGAAGCCGAGCCAAAAGCGCUUGAAGGCCGCUGCGCAGGGGAAUAAUGGACAGCCUUCUGGGGAGGUUUCGGAUUACGCGGGAAAUGAAGAAAGCCUUGACAGCUUGUUUGAUGGGGAGGAUUCCGUUACUGAUCCGAUGCCAAUAACAACGCUUCCUUAACAAGCUAUCCCACCAACUUCCUCCUGGUAGAUAUUAUAUUGAACAGGCCUGUUGACGUACCCAGCGUCGCAUAGCAAUAUCCCUUUGGCACACCCAUUCGUCCGGCUUACAUUUUGUUUUCGUUUCCACUUUCUCAGCGGGAUCUGUAAAUAUAUACACUUUUCUUAAUAUCAUAUAUUGGAGAAUAGAAAAAGGGGUUAUGUAUUUAUAUAACUGUUCAUCCCUUCAAUAUAUAAUCGCUGAAUAAUAAAACUUUUUAUAAAUAAUGUUACUUUCACACCGCACAUUUUGCAAAAAUGCCGUUUUAAAACCAGCCAGGCCCAGAUAUAGAACGCCAUGCUAACGCAUAAUUAAAAAGAAUAAGGAAAACCACGGAUCCCAUUACUUGCCUAAACCCACUUUCGCCUUUUUCCUAUUAUCGUCUUCAACUACCUCAUCCACAUCCAUCAUAUCCACAUCCUCAUCAUCGUCAUCAACACCGGCUCUCCGUUUCAACCCUUUCAUCUUCCUUGUUUGCAAACCAGUAAGAUCCUGGCGACCAAGAUGGACCCGACCAAUCUUAUCACCAAUAGCAUCCAUACCGAUAUUCUUUUUCGUCUUGGCCUCCUCAUUCGGUCUCUUCCCUUGUUUCAUAGCUUCCUUCAUGACAUCCUGGUCCGCCUCUCGUACUCUCCCAAUUCUGAAAUCAAACUUCGGCCCAACUUCAUCCAGCUCCACACGCGGAAGUUUUUGUCCACUUUUCUUCGUCCGAAUCUUAUACCACCUCAAAUGAAUAACGGGCCGAGUUCCUUCCACAGGUUCCUCCGCCGUAACCGAAAGUAAAUACUGCAAACCUUCCACAUCGAUCUUAUCCGUUUCCUCCCCCUUAAACAUAUCCAAAAUCAUACUCUUCAGCAUCCCAUAAACAGGCGACGUGGCGUCCUCCCACGCACUGCCCGCAAAUAGCAUCAUCGGCUUCAUCCCAACUCCAAUAUCCAGCUUCAUCUUCUUCAUCUCCUCCUUCUCCAUCUCAUUUCCCUGGUCCCCAUGACUGCUCAGCAACAGCAUCUCGCACAUAUCCAGCACCUUGGAGUUAUAGAUGCGCACUAGCGUCACGCAAUUGGGACGCUUCUUAUUGCUGCUGCCGAAGACAACGAUGCCGCAUUCAUUUUUCCCAGCGAGGAAUUCUAUACCCUCUACACUCUCGAAUGGGUGAAUGUUUUCGUUUUUCUUACGGAAAAGGACUGAAUGAGGUUUCGUGAGGGCGUGGAAGGUUUUGAGGACGUGGUUCAGAGGUUGGGGACAUUUUGGGCCGUGGAGUAGUAGGGUGCGUUUGACCGGCUCGAUGAGUUGCGGUUCCCGCGCCUUGAGGAUACGUGCAGUGCGCGGGUUUUUUGGUUUUCUAUGAAGGUAUCGUGUUAGCUUUGCUGGGUAAAUAAAUUGUUUUGGUUGUCGUUGGUCCUUUUUCGGUAGUAAUGAAGAACAGAUACGUUUCUGUGCGCAGGAAUAAUAACCACAACAAUUGGAGGAAUACGUACACUUCUCUAAGCAUUUUGAGAAUCAAGAUACAUGUAUGUGCCUAAAUAUCCGUCCCCU